Phaeoacremonium minimum UCRPA7 is the source of this 1680-nucleotide messenger RNA. Its product is annotated as putative cytochrome p450 protein. The transcript has 2 exons. Bases 1 to 1680 code for a protein of 559 amino acids. Lineage: Eukaryota; Fungi; Ascomycota; Sordariomycetes; Togniniales; Togniniaceae. The record is from RefSeq and is a predicted model, not a curated record. Gene Ontology annotation, molecular function: monooxygenase activity; heme binding; oxidoreductase activity, acting on paired donors, with incorporation or reduction of molecular oxygen.
AUGGGUUUCGCCGAAGAACUCUAUUCUAAGGCCUCCUGGACAUCCGCUCUCUCCGUUGUCUUUGUCUGCUAUGUGGUCUAUGCCAUCAGCAAGCGCUUCAACGAGCGGUACCGCCUACGCCGCACCGGUGGCUUGCGGGCGCCCGAGAUGCGCGGAAAGCUGCCCUGGGGCAUCGACCUAAUCAUCAGCAAGAUUAGGGCCUCCGCGGUCCAUAAGAAUCACCUUCUCUGGGAGAAUAUGUUCGCAACCUUGCACAACCACACCGUUGAGGUCCGCAUCAUGGGCAAGCGCAUCAUCUUCACCGACGACCCGGAAAACAUCAAGGCCAUCCUGGCCUCACAGUUCCAGGACUACGGCAAGGGCGAACCUUUUCACCGGGAGUUCGAGCCUUUCCUCGGCGACAGCAUCUUCGCCACAGAUGGCGCUAAGUGGCACGCGAGUCGCCAGCUGCUGCGCCCGCAGUUCAUCAAGGAUCGCGUGUCUGAUCUACACAUAUUCGAGGCGCAUCUGCAGACCUUAUUCACUGUCAUGUCCGUUGGCGGUGACGCUUCAGCCGCCGCUGUCCUGAUCCCUGCAAGGGCUGAGGGGAGGUCUAUCUCGAAAUAUUCAGCCAAUGGCCGUGUCAUAGACAUGAGCGACCUUUUUCUUCGGUAUACACUAGACGUGGCCACUGAUUUCCUCCUCGGCAAAGACACGCAGUCUCUGAUCAUCCCACAACAAGAUUUUGCCGAAGCGGUCACAGAGGUCCAACGUGUACAAUGCCUGAUUAAUCGCGCCGGCCCCGCCAAGGCUUUCGUCCCACGGGAUUCAUAUAACCGUGGGAUUCGCGUUAUUGAUGAGUUCCUUGACCCGUUUAUCGAACGAACAUUGUGUCUACCACCGGAGGAGCUCGCGAAGACGAUCCAUGACAGGGGUGAGGGUGGAACUGGUCGCUACACUUUCCUGCACGCCCUGGCCCAGUUCACCCGGGACCGUAAGGUCCUACGUGACCAGCUUAUAGCCGUGCUAAUCGCGGGCCGCGACACCACGGCAAGCACUCUGUCAUGGGCCAUAUACGAGCUGAGCAAAAGACCGGAGUGCGUCCAGCGGCUGCGGGGUGAAAUCGCCCAGUCAGUCGGCCUCGAAGGCGACGCUACGUGCCGCAACCCGUCUUCCGCCGAUCUCAAGGCUAUGAAGUACCUCCAACACAUCCUUAACGAGACACUACGCAUGUACCCGGUUCUACCUUUUAAUCUCCGCCUAGCCCUCCGUGAUACCACGUUGCCGCGCGGCGGCGGAUCUGACGGGACCGAGCCCGUAGCAGUCUGCAAGGACACGCCGGUCGCCUACUCAACGCUACUACUGCAGCGCCGGAUCGACCUUUACCCAUCGCACCUCCCCAGCCCGGCCGUGUUCGCGCCGGAGCGAUGGGAACAGUGGCAACCGAAGCCGUGGCAGUAUAUCCCUUUCAACGGCGGGCCCCGCAUUUGUAUCGGCCAGCAGUUUGCCCUGACCGAGAUGGGUUACGUGCUCGUACGGCUUUUCCAGAAGUUCGAGCGCGUUGUCAGCCACAUGGACGCCAUCGACCACGGCAGCCCUACCCUCAUGGACAGCCUUGUGCUUCAGCCCGGUGACGGCGUGAAGGUAGCGUUUUAUGAGCCGGAUGCCACUAACAGCUCGAAAUCAGAGGAGAAGGUUUAG